Molecule: messenger RNA, 201 nt
Organism: Fusarium poae
Lineage: Eukaryota; Fungi; Ascomycota; Sordariomycetes; Hypocreales; Nectriaceae
Exons: 2
Coding region: 1-201 (66 amino acids)
Source: RefSeq, a predicted model, not a curated record
AUGGAAAUACGCAGAGCGAUAUACGGUACUACCAUAAGGUUUAAUCAACUCGUCGCGUCCUUCUUCAUUGGUCGUUUCUUCAGGCUAGAAGGCAGUAGUCAUCCCGAAGAGAUCACAGGGGCAACGUUUCUAAACGAGCUUCGUGCUGGUGCGACGACCUUUGCGGCCAUGGUAUAUAUCAUUUCUGUUAUUGUAAGAUGA